AUGCUUCUACGAAGAACAUUCGUAUUCCUGAGCGAGACUUUUCCGGAAUUUCUUUGCCCUUUGGAAUUCCCAGUUGGUUCAUUGCAGAAAUGUGAAGGACUCUCAAAAAGGAUUAAACCGCUUACCUCUCUGAUCACCACCUCUUCAAUUCCCUACAAUAACGCUAACUACCACUCCAUCCGCCCUCUAAACCAUCUAUUGAUUUCUUGUUCCUCUCUGUGGCAUCUUAAAUGCAUACAUGCUCUGAUUUUCACGAGGGGCACUCGCUGCAGUCUGCUGCUGUCUACAAAAUUAGUUGCCUUGGCUUGCGAGCUAUCUCCUACCAUGGACUAUGCUCAAACCCUAUUUGAUAGAGUGCAUCAAAAGGAUGUUUUUAUUUGGAAUACGUUGAUCAGGGGUUAUGCCAAUAUGGGUCCUUGCCAAAAGGCUAUCAUUCUUUACGGAAGCAUGCACCAUAGUGGGUUGCUGCCAGACAACUAUACUUUCCCUUUUGUGAUUAGGUCAUGUGCAGUUAUAUCUGCUGUAAAGGAAGGGGGUGAAGUUCACUGCAAUAUUGUUAAAAGUGGGUUUGAUGUAGAUGUGUUUGUACAGAGUUCUUUAGUUUCCAUGUAUUCCCAGGCUGGGGAUAUAAUCAAUAUGGAGAAAGUGUUUAGUCUAAUGGGUGCUAGAAACAUUGUUUCUUGGACAGCAAUGGUUGCUGGUUAUGUGCAAAAUGGGCUUUAUGAGCAAGGUAUAGGGGUUUUUAAGAAGAUGAUUUGUUCAAAAGCACAGCCAAAUGCAGUCACUUUGGCAAGCAUCCUUCCUGCAUGUGCUGGCUUGGAAUUUUUGAACCUUGGAGAAGUGAUCCAUGCGUAUGGAAUCAAAGUUGGGGUGGACUCUGAUACUUCAUUGACAAACUCUUUGAUUGCUUUGUAUGGGAAAUGUGGACAUCUUGAUACAUCCAGAGCAUUGUUCGAUGGAAUGUUUGUGAAAAAUCUGGUUUCAUGGAAUGCAAUGAUUGCAGCUUACGAGCAGAAUAAUAUAGGAAGACUUGCAAUAAAGCUGUUUCGAAGAAUGCUGUGUGAGAGGGUCGAAUAUGAUCAUAUAACUCUGGUUAGUGUUAUUUCCGCCUGCUCUAGUUUGGGAGCAUUGGGAACUGGGAAAUGGUUACAUCAGCUAGUCAAGAAGCAAGAGUUGGAGACCAAUGUUUCUGUCUCGAAUGCCCUCAUUGACAUGUAUGCAAAAUGUGGGAGCAUAGAACUGGCAGAGGAUGUUUUUGAAAAGUUGCCAGGAAAAACAGUUGUGUCUUGGACUUCAAUUAUUUCGGCUUUGGCAUACCACGGACGUGCAACUGAUGCUCUCAAAUUCUUCUCAACGAUGAAAGAAGAGGGUGUUAGACCAAAUAGCUUGACAUUCACAGCUGUCUUGAGCGCUUGCAGACAUGCUGGUUUAGUAGAUGAAGGACGGAAGCACUUCGAGAGCAUGAUUAAUGACUAUUCCAUCGUUCCUCGUAUUGAGCAAUUUGCUAGCAUGGUUGAUCUCCAUGGAAGAGCAGGCCGUUUGACCGAGGCUUACAGGUUCAUUGAGAUGAUGCCAGUGCAGGCAGAUGCAAGUGUUUGGGGAGCAUUACUUGGUUCUUGUAGAACUUACGACAAUUUUGAACUAGCUGAGCUCAUUGCAGAGAAGUUGUUUAGGUUGGAUCCUCAGGAUGUAACUUCGUAUGUCAUGAUGUCUCAUGUUUAUGCAAAUGCUGGGCGGUCGGAAGAUGUUUCAAAGUUGAGAAACCUGAUGAGGGAAAGGGAAUUGAAAAAGCUGCCUGGUCACAGUGUUGUCGAGGCAAAUUGUCGACUUCAUAGGUUUCUUGUGGAUUCAAAACCUCGACAUUCUUGGCCUACAGUGUGA
This is a messenger RNA of Linum tenue, 1881 nucleotides long. The record is from the annotation of a GenBank genome assembly. NCBI's taxonomy places the organism in Eukaryota, Viridiplantae, Streptophyta, Magnoliopsida, Malpighiales, Linaceae.